CAAAGAGCGCUACUCACACUCAGUCUGCGCCACACAGGAUAUUUGACCUGAGGUCUGCUGCAAUGAUUCGCGCCUUUCUGAAGUCACGAUGUACAGUAGCGUGUGAUGGCAAAGGAGACGUAAAAGAUGUGAUCGCUCGGAUUUUUCUGAAGGGGCAACUUUUCUUUUAAAAACGCUGAACGCUACUCAUGCCACACGUGCAGCCUCAGCUCUCCUCCACUCGCUCUAGUGCCAAGGUUCAGUGUGCCUCGGGGCUUGUUUGGACAUGUAACCAGCGCUACAUCCCGCUGACAGCACAGACACAGAUCCGGGCUGACAGAGGAGAGGAGUAGCCCCAGUGAAGCACAGCCCUGUCAGCUGAACGCCCGGUGGUGAGGGGGGCCGGGGGGCACCAGGGACUAUGCAGCUUGGACUGGUGGCGCUGGCGAUGGUCUUCUUCAGCUCCAUGGGUCACAGCUCUCCAGACGUGCUCUCCAGGGUCAGACGCCAGAGAAGAGUCAGUACGGAGGGGCCCCCGUCUUGUCCCAAAGGCUGUGAUCGCUGCUCCGAGUACAACGGCUGUAUCAAGUGUAACCCAAAGCUCUUCAUCUUUCUGGAGAGGAAUGACAUCAGGCAGAUUGGGGUGUGCCUGGCCUCCUGUCCGGCCGGAUACUUCGGCAUGAGGAACCCCGAGGGCAACAACAGAUGCACGCAGUGUAAAGUAGACAAUUGUGAAACAUGCUUCAAUCGCAAUUUUUGCACAAAAUGUAAGGAGGGCUUGUAUUCACACAGUGGGCGGUGCUACGUGAGCUGCCCCCCAGGCCAGCAGCCAGCCAACGACACCAUGGAGUGCACUGAUCCUCGUGUUGCAAACUGUGAGCUGUCAGAGUGGAGUGAGUGGAGCACCUGCGCAAAGAAAAACAAAACCUGUGGCUUUAAAAAGGGCUCCCAGAGCAGGCUCCGAGUGCCACUGAGCCUGGCCCCCAGCACUGGCCCCUCGCCCAUCCCCUCUCCUGUCUGCACACCGCUCACUGAGAAGAGGAAGUGUGAGGUCGUCAAGACGCCCUGUGUCAAAGACAGAAAGAACAAAGGGGCCAGAACUAACCCUAACCGGAGGGAACGAGAGGGCACCCGUGGGAGAGGCCGAGGAGGCGGAGGCAAGAGGAGGAAAGGACACGUCAGGACAACCACCUCUCCAAGCCUCACCACCAGCUCCGUCACCUAAGCCCCGCCCCCUCUGCUGCUGACCGCUGGGCUUUAGACUUUCCCCAGCACACAGCGCCUCCUCCCCACACACACUCUCUGACUGACAGCUGUCGUGUCACGGACCACUGACUUCAUGCUGCUAUGUGUUAUUGAAGAUGCUCUACAGUGAUACAC
This is a messenger RNA of Boleophthalmus pectinirostris (great blue-spotted mudskipper), 1359 nucleotides long. It is a transcript of the gene rspo1, whose product is annotated as R-spondin 1. Bases 401 to 1204 code for a protein of 267 amino acids. The record is from RefSeq and is a predicted model, not a curated record. Lineage: Eukaryota; Metazoa; Chordata; Actinopteri; Gobiiformes; Gobiidae. The transcript has 6 exons.